AUGCCAGAGGAUCCUGAGAUCAGUGUUAUCAUUCACCAGAUCUUGGCUAAGAUUGUCCAGCUGGCCAAGAAAGAGGGAAAAGCACCAAUGGCUUAUUUACGGCUUUUUUCAUGGUGCUUCACCUUGGGUACCAAGGCUAAGCCUUACUCCAGUAUAUCUGUCGACAACUCUCGAUAUACAGAGUCAUUUGAUUCUGAUGAUGACUCCUAUGUUCCCAAUGCAUUUGACAUGUCUUGA
Molecule: messenger RNA, 237 nt
Organism: Laccaria bicolor S238N-H82
Lineage: Eukaryota; Fungi; Basidiomycota; Agaricomycetes; Agaricales; Hydnangiaceae
Exons: 2
Coding region: 1-237 (78 amino acids)
Source: RefSeq, a predicted model, not a curated record